Rhodamnia argentea is the source of this 1502-nucleotide messenger RNA. RefSeq names its product oxygen-dependent coproporphyrinogen-III oxidase, chloroplastic. The record is from RefSeq and is a predicted model, not a curated record. Gene Ontology annotation, molecular function: coproporphyrinogen oxidase activity. Gene Ontology annotation, cellular component: chloroplast stroma; cytoplasm. Bases 141 to 1388 code for a protein of 415 amino acids. Lineage: Eukaryota; Viridiplantae; Streptophyta; Magnoliopsida; Myrtales; Myrtaceae. The transcript has 8 exons.
GUGGGCUUCUUCUUCACCUUAUCUCCUCUCUCUCUCUCUCUCGCUCUCUCUCUCUCUCUAAAAUGAGCUCCAUGAAAUCUCCACAAUCACUAUAAAGAAGCAUCGCCAUUUUUGCUCGACAAGCGGAGCACGAAGCGAAAAUGCCGCCAUUGGCCACUCUCCCCUGUGCUUCCUCUUCCUCUCUCUACCCCUACUCAAUCACCUCGUCCUUCCCUUCUUCUUCUUCUUCUUCUUCUUCUAACAGAGCAACAGCGUCGACGGCUUCCCUCGCUUUCGGUUUCAGAGCUAAACCCACGAUACCCACCAAGACCCUCGGACGACCCGGCAUCAUGACCCUCAAUUCCCCGAUCCGCUGCGCCGUGUCGAUCGAGAAGGAGACCCCCGAGACGGAGCGGCCCGAGACGUUCCUCCGCGAGGUGGAUGGCGGCCGGAACGGCGCGGCCUCGUCGCCGUCGGAGUCCUCGGUGAGGGCGAGGUUCGAGAGGAUGAUAAGGGAGGCACAGGACCGGGUGUGCGAGGCGAUUGAGGCCGUGGACGGGGGAGGGAAGUUCAAGGAGGACGUGUGGUCGAGGCCCGGCGGCGGUGGCGGGAUCAGCAGGGUGCUGCAGGACGGCGCCGUCUGGGAGAAGGCGGGAGUGAACGUCUCGGUGGUGUACGGGGUGAUGCCUCCCGAGGCUUAUAGGGCUGCAAAAGGUGCUGCUUUCGAUCCGAAGCCCGGUCCCGUUCCCUUUUUUGCCGCUGGCAUCAGCUCGGUCUUACAUCCACAGAAUCCUUUUGCUCCAACAUUGCACUUCAACUAUAGAUAUUUUGAGACUGAUGCUCCUAAAGAUGCACCUGGAGCUCCAAGGCAAUGGUGGUUUGGUGGUGGAACUGAUUUUACUCCUUCUUACAUCUUCGAGGAGGAUGUCAAGCACUUUCAUUCGGUUCAAAAGAAUGCUUGUGACAAAUUUGAUCCUUCCUUCUAUCCUCGAUUCAAGAAAUGGUGUGAUGAUUAUUUCUACAUCAAGCACCGAGGUGAAAGGAGAGGACUUGGGGGAAUAUUUUUUGAUGAUCUCAAUGACUACGAUCAGGAGAUGCUUCUUGCGUUUGCAACUGAAUGUGCCAAUUGUGUGAUCCCCGCUUAUAUACCAAUCAUAGAAAAGAGGAAAGAUAUGCCGUUUACAGAGAAGCACAAGGCAUGGCAACAGCUGCGUAGAGGACGCUAUGUGGAAUUCAACUUGGUUUAUGAUCGGGGCACAACAUUUGGACUGAAGACAGGAGGGCGAAUUGAGAGUAUCCUUGUUUCUCUUCCAUUAACUGCUCGGUGGGAAUAUGACCAUAAACCAGAGGAAGGAAGUGAGGAGUGGAAGCUACUAGAUGCUUGCAUAAAUCCAAAAGAAUGGCUCUAGUAAUUCCUGGAGAAGUUCGCAGCGCAUUAUUUUGCAGUGUGUAGUUCAUUGUCGUUUCUUCUUGCUCGUCAGGUUUGUUUUGCUUGAUGGCUGAGUUGGUAGGCGCGCGCCAGA